Messenger RNA from Colossoma macropomum (tambaqui), 1446 nucleotides. RefSeq names its product interferon-induced protein 44-like. Bases 152 to 1273 code for a protein of 373 amino acids. The transcript is spliced from 10 exons. NCBI's taxonomy places the organism in Eukaryota, Metazoa, Chordata, Actinopteri, Characiformes, Serrasalmidae. The record is from RefSeq and is a predicted model, not a curated record.
AGCAGCCACUCAGAGGAAGCUCAGCAACGCACCUUUAACAAAGAACCCUCAGGAGGAUCACGUGACGACGCAACUUCCCUCCGACUCGGAAAACUCAACGGACUGCAUUACUCACAAUACUGCAGGGAAUCACAUGACCUCUGAUUGAAACAUGGGAUUUUUUAUGUCCAAACCAGAAUUUGUCACAGUUUUGGCAGAUAAACAUGUGAAAAUUGGAGAAGACAUCAAACUUAGCUGCAAGGCAAACGCAGAGGAAUUAAUGGCAACUUGGGAAAAGAAUGGCCAGAAAGUGGAUUGUGUGGAGGGCAAAAUCACCAUGAAAACGGGUAAAUCUUUUGACUUGGAAAUCAAGAACGCUGAGGAGGGAGAUGAAGGGAAAUACACUGUAAUCCUGAAGAAUAAACGGAGUAAUGUCUCAUGCUCCGCCAUGGUCACUGUUGAACUCAAUGAAUGGAGGACAGUGGAAUGGAAUCAAGAUGGAAUGAUCGAUGCCCUAAAAGCCUUUAAAAUUAGUAAUGAGAAAGUUGGUGCACUCCACUUCCUUCUGUACGGACCCACUGGAGCAGGAAAAUCCAGCAUCAUAAACACCAUCAAGACUAUUUUCAAAGGACGUCUGUUCAUCAGCUGUCUUGCUGCCUCAGAAAAAUCUGAUACGAGUUUUACCAAAUGCUAUGAAAAAACUGAAAUUGAAAAGGAUGGAUUGCUUCCUUUCACCUUCCAUGAUAUCAGGGGUCUAGAAAAGGAAGACAAAGAUGGAGUGCAUACUCAGGACAUCAUCAGCGCUUUAAAAGGUCACGUAAAAGAAGGCUAUAUGUUCAAACCUACUAAACUGACUGAUGACAACCAGUAUUACAUCAAAAAUCCCAGCCUGAAUGAUAAGAUCCACUGCCUGGUGAAUGUUAUACCAGCAGACACGAUUUCAAUGAUCAAAGAUGAUUUCAUCCAAAAUAUGAAGAAAGUCAGAGAAGAAGCCAGCAACAUGGGACUCCCUCAAGUGAUUUUUAUGACGAGAGUGGACCGUGUAUGCCCACGGACAAAGAAAGAUCUGCGUAGCAUCUACAAAAGCAAGAAGAUCAAGGAAAAAAUACGUGAGUGUAGCAUGUCGCUGGGUGUCCCAAUGAACUGUAUCUUCCCUGUGUGGAACUAUCACGAGGAGACGGAAAUCAAAGAGGAGAUAAACUGCCUGAUGCUGCACGCCUUAACAAAGAUUGUACACUGGGCUGAUGACUACAUAGUCAAAUGUUCUAACAAACAAACAUCUUUUAAAAAAUGAGUGUUGAUCUGUUAUGCAAAUAAAAACAUGUUUUGAGACUAAUCACAGCAGAGUAACCCGUAGGCUAUGGGUUGACACCAGCGUUACCUGAAGAAGCUAGCUAACAGACACUCACAAUAUAACAUAUGCAACAUAUUUUAAGUUUAAUAAAUAGCCACCAUUAUAUUCUAAAA